AGCUUAAACAGGAACUGUCCACCUCCCCUCCAUCUCUAGGCUGGGUACUAACUGGUUCCCAGUAUGCAGUUUACUGGAACAGGCCGUGUGUCCCGCUGUAGAAAGUAAAGGUUGAUCCAGUGUUUUGUUGCAGCAGUAAUUGUGCACAUCCAGAACCAAGGUGCUGUUUAGUUCUAAUCCAUAAAGAUAUGAUCUGAUGUGUGAGAUGACUGAGUUGAAUGAAGGACAGACCCAGUCAGGUGGGUUAAAAACAGCCCUGAUGCACCCAGCACUCACCUGUCCUGGUCCAGAGAUAAACUACACUGAAGUGUUAACCUUAGAUCAGUGACAGCAGUGAUGGCUCACCAGAGCGUGAAGUAAAGAGAAGCUGGUCAGGUCACUGGAGUCAGCCUCAUUAACGCGAGAAAUCCACACACAUCUUUGUUUACAAGUUAUAGUUCAUUUGCAUAAAAAAGUACAAUGUGAAAGCGAAAAGUUUGAGUAUUUCAAAAUAAUCAGUGUCUGAAAUCUGGUACAGCAGACAGUCCCAAACACAAAUGCUGCUGUUAUCAGACACAUUCAAUCACGCUUUGAAACAUAAAGCAGCAUUCAUUCAUGCUCUCAUCAAACCAACAAGGUGGUCACACCACAGAGAUCAUGCGACUGAUGGAGAGCCUGUCUGCAGCUUACACACCUCGACACUACGUCAUCGCUGACACUGACAGGAUGAGCGAGGAGAAAAUUGUCACCUUCGAAAGCUCUAAACCACAAUCACACUCUGACUUACAGUUCACCAUCAGUCGGAUCCCACGGAGUCGAGAGGUGCACCAGUCAUGGAGUUCCUCUGUUGUCAGCACCCUGACCGCGCUGCGUUACUCCUUGCCUUUGGUGUUCAGACUCAGACCUGACAUGGUGCUGUGUAAUGGCCCAGGGACAUGCGUUCCUCUCUGUGUAGCUGGACUCUUGCUUGGAAUUCUGGGAAUGAAGAAAGUCCAGAUAGUGUAUGUUGAAAGCAUUUGCCGAGUGCAGACGCUGUCAUUAACAGGAAGGAUCCUGUACCCGGUGUCUGACUAUUUUUUUGUGCAGUGGUCAUCUCUGAGGGACAAAUACCCCAAAGCCGUUUUUCUUGGAAGAAUAGUAUGAGAGGACGUGGGACAGAUGGACACUAAGUUACACGAAUGCAGCAAAAGGAUUGUUUCAGGUUUCACUCAUGAAGGACCACUUUUUCUAUGUUGCUGUUUUCAAAUGUAUCCAUAAUUAAAACUGAGUGAUAAAUGUUGUAAACAGA
Girardinichthys multiradiatus is the source of this 1267-nucleotide messenger RNA. RefSeq names its product ALG14 UDP-N-acetylglucosaminyltransferase subunit (gene alg14). The coding region runs from base 595 to 1122 and encodes 175 amino acids. Gene Ontology annotation, biological process: dolichol-linked oligosaccharide biosynthetic process. The transcript has 4 exons. The record is from RefSeq and is a predicted model, not a curated record. Gene Ontology annotation, cellular component: UDP-N-acetylglucosamine transferase complex. Lineage: Eukaryota; Metazoa; Chordata; Actinopteri; Cyprinodontiformes; Goodeidae.